AGCAGGUACUUUAAAGCCGGACCAUAUCAAUAACAGUACUAAAGGCCAUGUGAGCGUCACAGAGACAUCAAGGUGAAGGUCGCCAUCGAGAGUUUUUUCUGUCUGGCGGCGGAUUGAAGCAAAACCGGCCUCUGAAGACUGAUCGAAGCGUUUCAGUCCGGUAUUAAAAGUAACAACGAACGUGAAGGACUCAACACAACACACACGAUGUCCAAACCACCCAACGAGAUCGUCACGACGUACAAAUUGGUGGUAGUCGGAGACGGGGGCGUCGGCAAGAGCGCUCUAACCAUUCAGUUUUUCCAGAAGAUGUUCGUACAGGACUACGACCCGACGAUAGAAGACUCGUACAUCCAGCACACGGAGAUAGACGGAGAAUGGUGCAUAUUGGACGUGCUGGACACAGCAGGUCAAGAAGAGUUCAGUGCGAUGAGAGAGCAAUACAUGAGGAAAGGAGACGGCUUUCUACUGGUCUACUCUGUGACCGACCGACAGAGCUACGAGAAUAUUAGAAAUUUCCACACACAGAUAUUGAGGGUGAAAGACAGGGAUUCCUAUCCCAUGUUGCUAGUAGCCAACAAAGUGGAUCUGGUUCAUCUGAGGAAAGUGCCAGAGGAGCAAGGGAGAGAUCUGGCAAUACAGCUGGGGGUUCAGUAUAUAGAGACAAGUGCUAAAGAUCCUCCCCUCAACGUAGACGCCGCUUUCCAUGAGGUUGUGAGAGUUAUUAGGAACCAGCCUGUCGAUUACAAUAAGCGGAAAACAAGACAGCAAAAUGUCAACCAAUCAACACCACACCUAUGAGUUCACUACCCUCUUCCACGACUGAAGAUUAAUCAUGUGAGUUUUUUCUUAAGUGUUACAGUGGAGCAUUGUGACAUGAAUUAGACAGAGACAUAUCAGUGAAUAUAUAAGACUGCGUUUCCGUAAACCCAUCA
This is a messenger RNA of Lingula anatina, 935 nucleotides long. RefSeq names its product ras-related protein M-Ras-like. Lineage: Eukaryota; Metazoa; Brachiopoda; Lingulata; Lingulida; Lingulidae. Gene Ontology annotation, biological process: signal transduction. The record is from RefSeq and is a predicted model, not a curated record. Gene Ontology annotation, cellular component: membrane. Gene Ontology annotation, molecular function: GTPase activity; GTP binding.